AUGAGUUUAUCAGAAAGCACAACGACAGCAACAUCUACAAUUCCUCCACCCACUGCCUUCACAGCAGCCCCUGAAGCUAAUCCAGCGUAUGCUACAGCCACAGCAACUGCUGCUACAACUGCUGCCAUGCCAGCUGCUACUGCUGCUGUGCCCACUCCUACACCUUAUUCUCAGGCCCCUAUUGCCACUACAUCAUAUGCUCCAGUCCAAGCACCAGUUGAAACUCCCAUCCCAAAUCCAGCAUCUAUCGCAUCUCCUCUCCAAACGCCCAUGCAGCCACCAAUGCAAGUCUCCACUGAGAUACCAAUGCAACCGAUGAACUUUCAGCCUUCACCCAUGCCACAGCCAAGCCCCUUGAUGAUGGGUGGUGCCCCAACUGUCCCAGUCAUGGCUCCUCCAGUCAUAGGAGGGUCUGAAGGUGCACCACCUAGUGUGGGCAUUACCUCUCCAUGUCUCUGCCUCAACCACCACCACCUGCUCUGA
Molecule: messenger RNA, 483 nt
Organism: Penaeus vannamei (Pacific white shrimp)
Lineage: Eukaryota; Metazoa; Arthropoda; Malacostraca; Decapoda; Penaeidae
Source: RefSeq, a predicted model, not a curated record